Closterium sp. NIES-65 is the source of this 1056-nucleotide messenger RNA. The record is from the annotation of a GenBank genome assembly. NCBI's taxonomy places the organism in Eukaryota, Viridiplantae, Streptophyta, Zygnematophyceae, Desmidiales, Closteriaceae.
AUGAGAGCGGCGGAGCCGCCAGUGAGAGUGGCGGGGCCGCAGGUGAGAGUGGCGGGGCCGGCAGUUGAGGGCGGCGUGGCCGCAGCAGAGGGCGGCGGGGCCGCAGCAGAGGUUGGCUGGGCCGCAGGUGAGGGCAGCGGAGCCGCAGCAGAGGGCGGCAGGGCCGCAGCUGAGAGCGGCGGGGCCGCAGUAGUUGAGGGCGUACGUAUGAUAGCAAUGUUAAGCACGUCCCCACGUGCGCAACGCGCUGCUCGACGAGGGGAGGCGUCGCGGCUACAGGAGCAGCAGCGUGAGGAGCAGGCGGGACAGGAGGGAGUGGCGGCGCUGGAGGCGCCGGCGGAUGGUGAGGCGGACGCUGGGGCAGGGGAAACGAGUUCACGGGAGGAUGCUGCUGCUAAGGAGCCUGGUUUGACGGUGGGGGCGGAGACUGUUGUUGCUUUGACAGCUGAUUCGAUGGAGGUGGAGCGGGUGGAGCGCUGGCCUGCUGCCGAGACUGCUGCCGCCUCUGACGGCGGCUUAGUCUCGCCCGUGGUGGCGCGGCCGGCGGCGACGAUGUCACCGGCGGACAAGGAUCUGGCUGCGGAGGAGGUACAGGGGGAGCAGUGGCUGCCCGAUCCACCGACGCCAGCAGUGGCAGAUUCCCCGCCAACUCUCGAGGAGACUGAGAUUGCGGUGGUCGUGGCUGAGGCAGCGAGGCAACAAGGACAACCCCCGAGCGAAGCAGGCGCGCCGAUUGCCGCUGUGUCUGCCGGAAUGCCUGCUGCUGCCGCGGCCGCAAACACGCAGGAGCACGGCCAGGCGGAGCGUGGAAUUGAGGGCCCUGCGAUCGCCGUCGCUUCCGGCGCCGCCCCGGCAAGGAGGAAGACGAAGCUGCGCACGCAGCCAGCACCGAGGCGGCCUAGAGCAGGGCUGGGACCUGGGGCCCCGGGACCCCUCCUGGGCUGGCUUCGGCAAGGGCAGUCGCCACCAGAGCAAGCGCAUUCGUUGCCAUCAGCGCCACAGCCUGCGGUGGGACCCAGCAUGGGGAGCAACAUGGGUGAGGUUGGUCAAGCAUAA